Molecule: messenger RNA, 1992 nt
Organism: Paraglomus brasilianum
Lineage: Eukaryota; Fungi; Glomeromycota; Glomeromycetes; Paraglomerales; Paraglomeraceae
Source: the annotation of a GenBank genome assembly
AUGAGUAACUCAAGUCGCUUUGGUCCUCAACCCGGAGGAGGGAUAUUAACACGAACCACUUUACCCGGUGUGAAUCCAGGACAACAAGUAACAAGACCGCUCAAUACACCAUACCCACCAUCAGUAGUACUUCAACGACCAGUAGGAGGGGCAACAGCGCUUAGCAGAACUAAUGGACGCUUAGGAUCGAAUGCUCCAUCAUGGAACUACCCUUCACCAGCAACCACACUAAAUCAAUCUCUCUCACUUCGCCAGCACCAACAACCCUUCUCGCAAUAUCCAAAUAGUCUAUCGACCGAUGACUUUCCUGCAUUAGUUAGCUCGAACACUUCAUCUACAACCCCAGCUACGCCAACGAGUACGACUGCACCAACAAUAACCGGAACAUCUUCCACAAACGCCACUUCAGCACCGAACGCUAUCUCCUCUUCCAACGUUCUCAACUCGACCUCCUUCCCGUCAGCAGCGCUUCCAUCAAAUACAACUAUCGCACCUUCCUCCACUCUCGGUUCUACAUAUGCAACGACUGCAAGUACGGCACCCUCUUCGAAUGGUUCGAAUGCCGGAAUAGAUGGAAGAGUUAAUUCUGGUCAUCCUCGACAAAGUCAAGAAUUUAGCAUUGAUGAGUUUCCUGCUUUGCCGAAUGCCGCGUCGAAUAAUAGGUUGCAAAGUGGAGGGCAUACGCAAAACGUUGAUGGGUUGACCCAUCAUCCUAAUGGACUUGCGUUGGGUAGUGUGACAGCAGUCGGUGGUGUUACUGGGCAGGAUUGGCGGUUGGGUCUUGGCAGUGUAAGAUCGACAACGCAGCCGUCUAUGAAUUCGGUUUCUGAGCAGGAUAAAAAGGCCUAUUUGACAAAACCGCUUGUGUCGUCAGGUGUCACGAUGCAAAACGCAGUAUCGAAUAUGCAGCCGUACAUUUUAGGGUCAGCACAGUCACAACAGCAAUCGUCACAACUUUCUUCGUCCAAUAAUCCGUCAUCGUCUUCGCCUUCUCAAAACGCGCUAUCCUCGUCCCAAGCACCGCCACAAGGUCCUUCUCCGUCGUCUACUUCGCAACAGGCCCAAAUAAUACACACAACACAAACAACACAACAGUCGUCUUCAUUACCGCAAUCCCAGUCCGUAUUAAAUGACAAAUAUGGGCUGCUGGGUUUAUUGGAAGUAAUAAGAAUGAGUAAUGAGGAUCUUACGAUGUUAGCUCUAGGAAACGAUUUAGCAACGUUAGGAUUGAAUCUUGAUUCUUCCGAUGCCCUUUAUGCAACAUUUACAUCGCCAUGGUCCGACUCGUCACUUACACCAGGGCUAAUUGAACCCGAAUAUCACCUCCCACCUUGCUACAACGUUCAACCACCACCGCCAGCACAUGAGAAGAUUGCAUCUUUUUCGGAUGAAACACUAUUUUAUAUCUUUUAUUCUAUGCCAAGAGAUAUAUUACAGGAGUAUGCGGCACAGGAAUUAUACAACCGAAAUUGGCGGUAUCAUCGUGAACAUCGCCUAUGGCUGACAAAAGAACCAGGCACUGAACCAAUAACAAAAACAGCAACAUACGAAAGUGGUACAUAUAUCUUCUUCGACCCAACAACUUGGGAGAAAGUGAAGAAAGAGACAAUUCUUAUGUAUGAAUUACUCGAAGGACCACCUCUUCUUCCAUCCAUCCCGUCUGCAAUGUCAGCAUCAUCCAUGUCUCAGUCAUCGCUCCAGUCACUCUCUCAAUCAUUGUCGCAGUUAUCGUCGGUAUCUUCUAUACCGUCUACACUAAGUGGACAACAAGGAGGGGGGAUACAGCAGGGACUGAGUGGUAUGAACAUGGCAAGUUUGAUGGGACUAGGAGGAAUUCCGAAUACAAUCGGAGGGAGCGGAUUAGGAUUAGGUGGACCUCAGUUGCAGUUGCAUCACCAGUAUGCGAGCGGUGGACAGCAUCUAGGAGGGCCAUUACCUGGCCUUGCAUCUGGCGGGCAUUAUGCAGUACAAGGAGGGAUGAAAGAAUUUUGA